AUGGGCAGAAUUCUUGACCGCCGCGCAGUGAGCCCUCACUGCACCACCCCCCAUGGGAUAGCUUACUGCAACGUCUGGGAUUGGGAUCAGCUUCGGAUGGUCAAAGUCAAAGGCACCGCCAAACUUUUUCCACCCGAGGAGGAUAGGGAGCUCUCAGUUCUGGCACAAUUCUCUGAUUAUCUAUCGCCGGAAGUUCGCGCUGUCAUAGUCGACGACGACGGGCUCCUUACCGGGGUUUCGACAAAUCCGAAAGAAGACGAUACUCUAUUUCUUGCAUAUAUCCCUUUCUCUUUAUGUCAAUCACUCGCCGGUUGUCGCACAAUCCAGUACUCUAAACUCCAAGAGCUCGAUCGGCUUGGACCGUUCAUUGAUCUUGUAUCGUACGAAGAGGAAUACGGGAUUCCCCAAAAGGUUGCUUUCAAGUUUAACGUCUUGAAUAAGCCUCUCAGACUACAAAUGGCUUGGGAUGAACUCAAUAUUCUCAAAAGUCUACCGCCACAUCCUAAUAUCAUACCCUUUGAUCGUGUUGUCCUUGAAGAUCAAGAGUCUCGGGUGAUUGGGUUCACAACAAAAUACAUCCCAGGUGGAACUCUCGCCAAUCCAAAGAUUUCUUUUCGAUUCGAAUGGCUGCAACAGCUUACUCGAGUCGUGGAUUUUCUCAACCUAGAGCUAGGGAUUAUGCAUCAAGAUAUCGCACCCCGGAAUUUGCUUGUCGAUCCUUGCACCCAUAAGAUCGUUCUCUUCGACUUCGAUCGGGCUGCAUCUGGACAGCGACGCCUAUACGAUGGUCGAGAUGAUGUUACUAGUGUCGUUUUUACACUCUACGAGCUGGUCACAAAGGAUACAUCCUUCUCGGGCAUCCCGCACUCGGAUCGACAUAUAGACAUGGUGCAAAAUAUGUCAGAGUGGGCUAGUAAUCGCGAGCUAGACUCUGAGGUGUCGAAAUUUCGCAACUUUCUGAAUGAAUGGGUAGCAACACGAAGAUCUGACGGGGAUAUGGAACGAUAUCUCAAUGCACCACACCGAUUUACAUGGCCGGACCUACCAACAGCGCCCGAUUACAGUCUACCAUUCCAGAUGGGCACAACCUGGGAUGGAAAGGCAAACUGGAUUACUGGCCAUCGGUCUAGAAACACAGCAAUGGAGAUGGGGCAGUAUUGCUUUCGCUGGGAGCGGCCACCACAGAGCCGCUCUUUGAUCGAGGCCAAGCAUGGUGUUAAGUAG
Molecule: messenger RNA, 1224 nt
Organism: Penicillium olsonii
Lineage: Eukaryota; Fungi; Ascomycota; Eurotiomycetes; Eurotiales; Aspergillaceae
Source: the annotation of a GenBank genome assembly